This is a messenger RNA of Protobothrops mucrosquamatus (brown spotted pit viper), 1058 nucleotides long. Its product is annotated as uracil-DNA glycosylase-like. The transcript is spliced from 6 exons. The record is from RefSeq and is a predicted model, not a curated record. Gene Ontology annotation, biological process: base-excision repair; base-excision repair, AP site formation via deaminated base removal. Lineage: Eukaryota; Metazoa; Chordata; Lepidosauria; Squamata; Viperidae. Gene Ontology annotation, cellular component: nucleus; mitochondrion. The coding region runs from base 1 to 897 and encodes 298 amino acids. Gene Ontology annotation, molecular function: uracil DNA N-glycosylase activity.
AUGGCGGCGGCCUUGGGAAUGUGGUCGUCUCCCCGCUGCCUCUUCCCUGCUCCCCCGCCCCCGCUCCUGACCCGUUCCUUUUCCCUCUUGCAGGCCGCCAAAAGAUCGAAGACUGAUGGCUGCUCGCCGCGAUCUCCCCCGCUUAGCCCGGAACUGGUGGAGCGCAUCCGCAAAAACAAAGAGGUGGCGUUGCAGAAGCUCGCAGCCCGCACCGCCAGCUACAUUCCCGCGGAGCUGGGGCAGAGCUGGAGGGUCUCCCUGGCCAAAGAGUUCUCCAAACCGUAUUUUGCUCAGCUGAUGGCAUUUGUUGCUGAAGAACGCAAGCGCUGUACAGUUUAUCCACCCCAGCAUCAGGUCUUCUCUUGGACCCAGCUGUGUGACAUCCAUGAUGUGAAAGUUGUCAUUUUGGGCCAAGAUCCAUAUCACGGGCCCAAUCAAGCUCACGGGCUCUGCUUCAGCGUCCAGAGACCGGUUCCCCCUCCACCCAGCCUGGAAAAUAUUUACAAAGAGCUUGCUGUGGAUAUAGAAGGCUUUUCUCAUCCUGGCCAUGGAGAUUUGACUGGAUGGGCUAAACAAGGUGUGCUGCUGCUUAAUGCUGUCCUCACCGUCCGAGCUCAUCAAGCCAAUUCCCACCGGGAGAGGGGCUGGGAGCAGCUCACAGACGCCGUGGUCGCCUGGCUGAACGAGAACCUGGACGGCCUGGUUUUCAUGCUGUGGGGAGCUUAUGCUCAGAAGAAGGGCAGCUCCAUUGACAGGAAACGGCAUCACGUCCUGCAGACAGCACAUCCCUCGCCCCUCUCGGUGCACAGGGGGUUCUUUGGCUGUAGGCAUUUCUCCAAAACGAAUGAGUUCCUGAAGAAAUCCGGGAAGCAGCUGAUCGACUGGAAGGCCCUGUAAGGAUCCCACAACUCCCUGGAGACCAUGAGACCAGCCCCUUUUUGCCCCCAUCAGGCUGGAGAGGCUUUGCAGAAAUAUUCUUGGAAGCUGAUCUAAACUGUUCUUUUCACUUUUCAUUCAGGGGCAACCUGAGUCGGGGUGCUUACUCCAAGUAUAUAUAU